Messenger RNA from Amborella trichopoda, 1132 nucleotides. The record is from RefSeq and is a predicted model, not a curated record. NCBI's taxonomy places the organism in Eukaryota, Viridiplantae, Streptophyta, Magnoliopsida, Amborellales, Amborellaceae.
CUUCAGUCCUCUAUCUGAUUUUAUAAUGGAGAAAGCCCUGAAUUUGAAUCUUUUGCUACUCCCAUUUUGCCUUUUGCUUUCAUUAUCAGUUUCAGAGAUCAUUUUUGAAGAGAGAUUUGAUGAUGGGUGGGAGAGCCACUGGGUCAAAUCAGACUGGAAAAAGAGUGAGGGAAAGGCUGGAUCUUUUAAGCACUCAGCUGGGAAAUGGGCUGGAGAUCCAGAUGAUAAAGGUAUUCAGACAUACCCUGAUGCAAGACAUUUCGCCAUAUCUGCCAAGAUUCCAGAAUUCACUAACAAGAAUAGAACUCUGGUGUUUCAAUAUUCUGUGAAAUUUGAGCAGGAUAUUGAAUGUGGUGGUGGAUAUAUAAAGCUUCUUUCGGGAUAUGUCAAUCAGAAGAAAUUUGGUGGUGAUACUCCCUACAGUGUUAUGUUUGGCCCUGACAUCUGUGGCACACAGACGAAGAAGCUGCAUCUAAUCCUUUCAUACCAAGGCCAGAAUUAUCCCAUUAAGAAGGAUCUACAGUGUGAAACUGACAAGCUAACUCAUGUAUACACAUUUAUUCUUAGGCCAGAUACAUCUUAUAGCCUCCUGGUUGACAAUAAAGAGAAGGAAUCUGGAACCAUGUAUACUGACUGGGAUAUUCUUCCUCCUCAAAAAAUCAAAGAUGUAAAUGCAAAAAAGCCCAAAGAUUGGGAUGACAGGGAAUACAUUAAUGACCCUGAUGCUGUCAAACCUGAGGACUAUGAUUCGAUUCGUGCUGAAAUUCCUGAUCCAAAUGCUAAAGAGCCUGAUACCUGGGAUGAGUUCGAGGAUGGUGUUUGGAAGCCACCAAUGAUUCCAAAUCCAGCAUACAAAGGGCCAUGGAAACCAAAGAAGAUCAAGAAUCCAAAUUACAAGGGAAAAUGGAAGAUCCCAUGGAUUGAUAAUCCAGAGUUUGAAGAUGAUCCUGACCUUUAUGUGUUAAAGCCACUAAAAUAUGUCGGCAUUGAAAUUUGGCAGGUGAGGCACUAACAAUUCUUCCAUCUAUACUUACUGUCCCAAAUCAUACACACAAAAAAAACAAGAAAGCUUCCAUAUAUAGUUCUAUUCUCAAUUCAAAUGUUCUAACAAAAAUAAAAAGCCAAUUUCUUG